AUGCAUUACCAGCACUACAGCCAGAAGUCUUCUGGCUCUCAUGAGUUUCACUGGAUAUCGUCACUGGCUAGUAAAUUUUUUCUAAAGCACCAACUAUGCUGUAAUGGCCGAAAGAUGAGGAAAGGAUUGUUGUUCAUAAUGUUUUGCUACCUCCUAAUUGACCUGAUGGCUUCGACCCUUAUGUUGCCAUGGCUUCCCACUAUUAUCAAGGAAAUGUGUGAGAAGGAUAUGACUUUGGUUGCUAUUAGGCGGUUUGUUCAUGGCAAAAUUUUAGGCGUACCUGAAGGAGCAGAGCUCUCUUCUCGCGAUGCAUCAUUUGUUGGCAGCAUUUCCAGUUCACUCAUGUCUCUAGCUCAGUACGUCUCCUCUUCCACAUCUGGCGCCAUGUCUGAUUCCCUCGGUCGUAAACCUGUUCUUCUCACUCUCCAUACGCUGGGUGUCAUCUCCUAUCUACUCUGGUCAGCCUCUGGUGCCUCUUUCAUUUGGUUUGUACUGGCGCGCAUUCUGAGUGGCGUAUCACGUGCCAACGUCGGCGUACUCUCGGCCAUGGUUUCGGACGUCUCUGACCGUGAGACACGAACCCGUGGCAUGGCCACUGUCGGUGUCGCAUACUCCAUCGCCUUCCUGGUCGGUCCUCCGGCCAGUGCUUGGCUUCUCGGCCGCCUCUUUUUCAAUUCUGAGGCUGGCGUCAGCGUUCUUGAACCCCAUAUUGGUCUAGCCGCCGCCUCUCUUGCCGUUCUUGACUACAUUUGCCUCUUUUCCUUCCCGGAGACUGCAUCUCUACCGGAUGGGAAGGAUGAUGAUGCCAAAGUCAAAAAGGAGGGUGCUUCAAGUGGAUCAUUCUGGCAGUCGCUGAAACUGCUCAAUCCUUUGGAGCUCUUCCGUUUCCGCAACAUUGAAGAUAAAAUUGUGCAAGCGAAACUGCAGCAAAUGGCACGAGUGUUCUUUCUUAACAUGCUUCUCUUCUCCGGCCUUGAGUGCUCUCUCCUGUUCCUUGCUCAACUUCGAUUCGGUUAUACCGGUCAAGACCAGGGGCGAAUCUUCAUAACCACUGGUGUAACUAUGAUUAUCAUCCAAAGUGGUUUCGUGAAACGCUUCAAGGGUGGUCGCGAGGCUAAAACGGCUUGCUGGGCGAUGGGUAUUCAAGCACUGGCCUAUCUUGUUCUCGGUUUCUCAAACAGCGAAUUACUCUUCUACUUGGGACUGGUCUUCUUCAGCUUUGCCUCUGGCUCCUUCGUGCCCGCUUUUAACGGCCUCGCCUCACUCUCCAUAGGACCCCAACAACAGGGUCAAACAAUGGGUACCUUCCGUUCCCUGGGUGGUCUGGCGCGUUCUGUGGGGCCCGGUCUGAUUGGUGGAUUGAUGUGGUUGGUCGGUCCUUCCAUUGCCUUUACUCUCGGGGCUCUUGCCACCUUCCUUGUUAGUGUCCUCUUUCGGCGCAUUCCCAACCUCAACACCAUCGCCACUCAUACCUCUACCCGAGUCAUGUCCUCCUAG
Molecule: messenger RNA, 1497 nt
Organism: Echinococcus granulosus
Lineage: Eukaryota; Metazoa; Platyhelminthes; Cestoda; Cyclophyllidea; Taeniidae
Product: Major facilitator superfamily domain-containing protein
Exons: 11
Coding region: 1-1497 (498 amino acids)
Biological process (GO): transmembrane transport
Cellular component (GO): brush border membrane
Molecular function (GO): transmembrane transporter activity
Source: RefSeq, a predicted model, not a curated record